Messenger RNA from Photinus pyralis (common eastern firefly), 2148 nucleotides. RefSeq names its product maternal embryonic leucine zipper kinase-like. The record is from RefSeq and is a predicted model, not a curated record. Gene Ontology annotation, cellular component: cytoplasm. NCBI's taxonomy places the organism in Eukaryota, Metazoa, Arthropoda, Insecta, Coleoptera, Lampyridae. Gene Ontology annotation, biological process: microtubule cytoskeleton organization; intracellular signal transduction; protein phosphorylation. Bases 198 to 2015 code for a protein of 605 amino acids. The transcript has 8 exons. Gene Ontology annotation, molecular function: tau-protein kinase activity; ATP binding; protein serine/threonine kinase activity.
GCAUGUCUGUAGUUUAUGUUUUCAUUAUUUUAAUAAUCCGUUAAUCUUUUGAAUUUAAAAAUGUCGUUAUUAUUGUAUUUAUUUAUGAGUGUUCGCUAACAACCCUAUUUAUAAGACCGGAAGAGCACGUUAUUUAUUUAAAUGUAAACCUUUCAAAGUUUUUCGUAACCAAACCAAACAUUAGCACAUAAGAAGAAAUGGUUCGUUAUUCUGUGUUACGAGGUCUCUACGACCUCGAGAAAACGAUAGGCUGUGGAGGAUUUGCCAAAGUAAAGUUAGCUACACACACUGCAACCGGCGGUAAGGUCGCCAUUAAGAUCAUGGAGAAAACCUGCCUCGGCAAAGAUCUACCCCGCGUUAAGCUCGAAUUGAAAGCCCUAAAGACGUUGUCGCACAAAAACAUAUGUAAGCUGUACCAGGUGCUCGAAACGGAGACGCACUUCUUCAUCGUAACCGAGUACUGCGCAGGCGGCGAGCUUUUCGAUCACAUCGUCGAGCGAAAUCGACUGUCCGAGCACGAGAGCAGGAAGUUCUUCAGGCAAAUACUAUCGGCGGUUGCCUACCUGCACAGUUUGGGGUACGCGCAUCGCGACCUGAAGCCGGAGAACAUCUUGUUGAGCAGCGAUCAGUCGUUGCGCCUCAUCGAUUUUGGUCUGUGCGCGAAGCCGGAUGGCGGCAUCGAGACUCCGCUGACGACGGCGUGCGGGUCGCCGGCGUACGCUGCCCCCGAGUUGGUGAUGGGGCAGUCGUAUUGUGGCAGCGAGGCGGAUGUGUGGUCGAUGGGAGUGCUGCUGUACGCUUUACUGACCGGAAGUCUGCCCUUUGACGACAUGAAGAUAGACGCGCUGUACAAAAAAAUUUUGAGCGGAAAAUAUUACGAGCCGCUGUUCAUGUCGAAAGCGAGCAGAGACUUGAUCAGAUCGAUGCUGCAAGUAGAUCCGAAGCAACGCAUAACGAUUACAAAACUACUGAGCCACCCCUGGAUUACCGCGUGCGGCGUCCUCGACCCGGUCACAUUUUACGCGGAGAACAAUCGCGCCAGAGAUAAGGAAUGCGUCGAUCUGAUGGCGAACAGCCAGAACGCGACGCCGGAGGCCGUUUGGACCGAGCUGAAGAAGUGGAAGUACGACUACAACACCGCGACCUACUUCAUAUUGAGGCACCGGAACGCGCUGGGUGUACCGUUGAGACUCAGCCCGCACCCGUUACGCGCGCCGGCUAAGCCUAGACCGAGUGCGAGAACGACUCUAGGAGAGAACACGGAGAAUCUUCCCACUGUCGUUAUAACACCCAUUAGUCGAAGGUCUUCGGCAGUACGACAGCCAAAGAAGAGAAUUCGGAGUCCAGUUUUAGAACCAGAUGUCGCUCAAGUUCCCGUUAAGAAAAUAAAGAAGACGCCCACACCUGACGUCGUCAAGGCUCGAACUCCCGAUUUGAGGCACGCCAAGCCGGCAACGCCUGGAUCGGCGAGACGCGUUCUGGGCACGAUCGAGAGAUCGCUGCACCGCGUCCGUCACGUAUUGACGCCGAGAAAGACGCCGAACGACCCGCAACAACCCGCAAUUCUCACCAGCAAAGAUCUGUGCAACGUGUCGAGCACCGAGUACAAGGAUCCCGAAUUUGUAAUCAGUCAACUUUCUGAGGCGCUGGAGAAGAAGGGCAUUGCGUGCGAGCGCGAGGGAUUCUGUCUCAGAGGGAAAGUGGAACCGAACGCAACGCGCAGAUUGAACGGUUGUUCGUUCGAGCUGGAAAUAUGCUAUUUACCGUGCUUAGAUUUACAUCCUAAGGUGCCCUCGGGCGGCGAGUCGACGCCCACCAAGUCGAUCCUGAAAAAUUCUAAUUACAGUCCGGGGCCGCGCAGGACCUUGUUCCCCGUCGUCAGGUUACCAACGGCGACCGUUGGGAUACGAAGAAAGCGAUUGAAGGGCGACUCUUGGUGCUAUAAGACUGUCAUGGAGGAGAUAUUGGCGCUCACCGCCAUCGAUUUGAAGCAAUCGUUUGAAUCGGCCGUGUAAAUUUCAAGCGAUUUGCUAUAGUCCUUUUUUUAGUUUGCGAGUGCAUUAGUCUUUAUGGUUGUGGUUAAAUUAUACACAGAAUAUUUUUAGUUUCUACAGAUUGUGAACCGAAUAAAAAUUUUUUUUGAAUAUA